AUGGCGGGGGCCGACGGGGGAGUCGCUGGAGGUCGGGUCUUGGCCGAAGGAGGGGGCCCGACACGUGUGGUUGAUUCCCUGAGGUCGACGGUCGAGAUGAUGGAGAAGAUGAUUNGGCCAAAGCUUGGCCCGAGCUCGUGCAGGGCAGCCGUGAGGAGCAAGGGCGGCAGCCAGGGGCCAGCGGGGACGGCGGCGACGGCGUGCAGGAGGUCGCUGGAGGUUGCAGUGCAGCCCGCGCCAGCAGUAGUAGCUACUAGUUCGGAAACUUCUAAUCCCAAAGGUGCGGCGAUAGCGGCGGAGAGGGAGCGCGCGCUUGCUGCUCUCGUGAUGUUCCGGAAGUUUGAUCCACCAGUGUUCGACAGAGAGAAGGUCGAGCCAUGGAUGGUCGAGUCGUGGGUUGACUCGAUGGAGACCCUGUUCGAUGAUCUUUACACAUUGGAGAGGGAUAAGGUACACCUCGCCACUCAUUGUUUGGAGCGGACGGCGAAAGUGUGGUGGAAGCGUAUUAAGAGGGAUCGGUCUUCCGACCUUCCGCCGUUCGCGUGGGAAGAGUUUCGGGGGUUAAUGUACACUAACUAUUUCCCCGAUAGUGAGAAGAAGAAGCUCCAAGAUCAGUUUAGGAAGCCGAAGCAAGGUAACCGCUCAGUUGGAGAGUAUGAGCGGGAGUUCUCGCAUAUCAUCAACUGCGUCUUCGACGUGGUGCGAGACGACAAGGAUCGAGCAGAUUGGUUCGAGCGAGGACUCCGGCCGGAUAUCUACAAGGCGGUUCAUAUCUUGAAGCUUACUACUUUUGCAGAGGUGCUCGAUCGGGUGUUCUGGGCGGAGAAUGGUAACUCCUACGUCCGUGAGGAGCGUGAAGCGUCCGAGAGGGACGGGGGUAAGAAGCGAGCCCCUGAUGGUUCGGGAGGUCAGUCAAGGUCGAUGAGGCCUCUGAAAUAUCCGCGAACGCAGUCCAAGGGUCGCGGGGCUCGGCAGUGCGUCAUUUGUGGCGGUGAUCAUGACCCAAAUCGUUGUAAGCAGAAGGAGGGGAGAUGCUACACGUGUGGCCAGGCGGGACAUAUGAGUCGUUACUGUCCGGGGAGGACCUCGCCUGCCCCAUAG
Ananas comosus (pineapple) is the source of this 1101-nucleotide messenger RNA. RefSeq lists its product as uncharacterized. Lineage: Eukaryota; Viridiplantae; Streptophyta; Magnoliopsida; Poales; Bromeliaceae. The record is from RefSeq and is a predicted model, not a curated record. The transcript is spliced from 2 exons. The coding region runs from base 1 to 1101 and encodes 366 amino acids. Gene Ontology annotation, molecular function: nucleic acid binding; zinc ion binding.